CAAUGAACCGGGGCCCCCGCGGACCCCUUCUCGGACCCUACUUUUGGCGGCGGGGUGCAGCACGGGGAUGCUCUGAUACACAUCACUUAGUCGAACGGCUUUCUCUUUCGAAGGGAAGAAUGAAGUUUUAAAUAUGGAAAACUACGAAUACGAGGACGACAAAACAUCUGUGUUUAACGAUGGGUGGAGCAGUGAUAGUGUGCAAAAUUUUUGUUAGUAAAACAAUACACGAAGCUGAGAUAUUAGGCACUGGAUUUCAAAAGAAUCGAUUCAAAAUGGAAGCAAAUUAUACUAACACUACUCAUUUACUUUCAAUGGAGUAUUAUUACUACACAGAGAACAUGAACGCUGUUGUGUCCAUGGAUGGUAACGGAACAUCUCCCCCUUAUUUUGGCUACAGCAAUAUAUCAUGGAGAGGCUCAUCUUCAGAAGAAGACUGGAGCCAAUACACGUGGAACGGGUCUCAGUACCCAAGUGGUUACUCUCAAAUACGAAUAAUAGCAACCGCAUUUUUUGUAACUUUUAUUAUGGUGGUCAUUGUAGUGGGAAAUAUGCUCGUAUGCAUAGCAAUAGCUACUGAAAAAGCAUUAAAAACUGUCCAAAACUGGUUCAUUGCAUCUCUGGCAGUCUCUGACUUUCUCGUCGGACUUGUAAUUAUGCCAUUUUCAUUAGCAAAAGAACUAAUGGGUUACUGGAUCUUCGGAACUGUUUGGUGUGAGAUUCAUGCUGCCCUAGAUGUACUGCUAUGCACAGCUUCCAUAAAUAACUUAUGCCUCAUAAGCUUGGAUCGGUAUUGGUCAGUGACUCAAGCUGUUGAAUAUUUGAAAAAAAGGACUCCCACAAGGGCGAUUCUUAUGAUAUGUUUUGUGUGGGCACUUUCUGCACUUAUAUCAUUACCACCACUCUUAGGAUGGAAAAAGGACGACAGACCAGAAGACUACCCAUCAUGUUCACUAAGUGAUGAUGUAGGUUAUGUACUAUAUUCUGCCUUAGGAUCAUUUUAUGUUCCGUGUUUUGUUAUGGUUUUUGUAUACAUCAGAAUAUUCAUAGCUGCUAGAUCGCGAGCUAGAAGGCAUGUUAAAAAGACACGUCAAGCAUCAGAAAUUACGAAUGAUCCGCCAAGAGACAAGUCCACGACUACCACUACUUGUACGAGCUUUAGCAACCCGAGCCCACCUGAUAAAAGGCGAGAUACAGAUAUAUUUAGGUUUCCUGAUAUACCGAAAUUGAAUGGCAGCAAAAGAGAAAGUUUCUCCGCCCCAGCAGUUUCGACUAUGCCUCACAUCAUCAUAGAAGCAUCACAAGAAAUGUCAUCCUCAUCACCACCACCUCCACUUUUUUCGUCAGUAAUUCCAAAUCUUCCUCCUUCAGUCACCGAAGAUAUUCCAGAAGAAGCAGGAGAGGACGACGACGACUAUGAUCCUGACGAUGAUGAUGAAAAAGCCCAAGAAGCUGAAGAUGAGGAAGAUGACGAAUUUGUGGAACAUGUCACCCACUCCAUUGUUCCUAGACGAUUGACUAUAUCGUCAGACUUAAACGUGUAUUCCAACGAUGGCAUAAUAUCCCCUCCAAGUAAACUUCCCAUGGUUGCCGUUGUACUUGCCGAAUCUCAGUCUCCACGUUUUUUCCAUCAGCAGGUUAGACGAUCGUCCGUUAAAACAUCUAGAGGCGCAGGAUUUGGUUCAAGUACAUCUUUAUCAGACAGUGGUGCUAAAGGUGGCAACCAGCAAGAAAGCAAUGAAAUGUACAAAGUUACCUCAUCUGUGAAAAAACGGCGAUUAAAAGGUCGUUUACCUAUAAGACAGCAUGCACAUUUGUCAGCAAGGCCGUUACCUUCUGAUGCAGAACGUCAAAAAAGACGCCUAGCAAAAGCUCGAGAGCGCAGAGCAACUCUGAUCUUAGGUUUAAUCAUGGCCGCAUUCAUUUUGGCCUGGUUGCCAUUUUUUGUGCUAUAUGUUUUAGAAGCUUUGUGUUCCACAUGUGUUAUUGGACGCACUGGCUUUGCAACUGCUUUCUGGUUAGGCUACUGCAAUUCUGCACUAAACCCUAUAAUUUACACGAUAUUUAACAGAGACUUUAGGAGAGCUUUUAAAAAAAUUCUUUUAAAGUAAUAAUAUUAAUAAUUUGGGAUCCUCUGAAAUGUUUACAAUACAGUUUUGUAUUGAUGAGAUUUUCUGCACUUUUAAAUGUUGUCUUCCACAUAAAAGCUGCUAAACAAAGUGCCUGCUAAUGUUUGUAUAUCCAUCUUGUGACACAUUCGUUUGUCCUUUAUAAAAUGAACACUUCAGUGAUGCACCAAUAUGAUGUGUGCAUCUCAUUUUCCAACUAUAGUACAAAAUUUAGGCAAUACUAAAACUCGUGUGCUCCAAUUUUAAUUUCAGGUUUCAUGUUUUUUAAUGUGUGCAUGCCUUGUUAAACACAUCCUCAGCAUUACAAUAAACGCAUGUGAUGCAACAGCACUGAAACAAUUAGGAAAUCACGCAUAUCUGUAAUAAGAAAGGUUAUUUUCUUAUUAUGAAUGAUAAGCAUAAGCUUACAGACACCAAGAAUUUUGAUGAGAUGGAAGAUGGAUUUUGGAAAUGAAAUUAUUUUCCUCCUCUCUAAUGCAACUAAAACUCUAGUUUAUUACAUCAUCAAUUUAAGUUAUGUAGAUCCUUUAUAACAGUGUAUGACUUUAUAUACAAAUAUUAUUAUUCUUGUGGUUAAUGUAAUGAAACCAAUAACCAUUCAUGGUAACUGCAUCGAAUUUUUUUUUCGGAUUUCCAUGCAGGUAAAAUUUCAUUAAUAAGCAUUUCAGAGUGAGAGAUCUUAAGUUGGCUUUCACGACUUGGUGUAUUUUCUUAAUUUCAAGUAAAGUUACAUUUACCAGCAGUAAUUAAAUUGAGCUAGGUAAUAUAAUUGUAUUUUCAGUUGUAAAGGUAUACUUUAAAAAAGAGUAAUUAUAUACUGUUUAACUAAUUGGAACUAAACGUUUUAGGGAUGCUUCCUGGUACUAAAAACAAUAUUUAUUUUCUAACUUGUGAACAAUUAUUUCAAUACAGAAUAUUUAUGCUGAAGUCCAGAUAUGAUAGCUGUUUCAUACUGUGUAAAAUUAUCUGCGAAGCUUUGUAUUUGACUGGAAUAUCCACGAAACAGUGUUGAAAGAAUGCGUUGAAAAGGGUAUAAAUUUUAUAAAUAAUCUGUUCAAUUUAUUAUUUCCAUAACUGAAACGAACUGUAUUUGCAUAAAUUAUGUUUUUUUUUUUCCCUCCAACAAAUCAUGAACAACGAAUCAUUUCUUUUAUUUGGAAGAAAAAAUCAUUUACUCAAUAUUUAUAGUCACUUAAUUCUUAUAAAACAGAGUGAAUGUUUGAACAUGAAUUAGGUGCAAGUUUACUCUUUCUAAACAAGUUUCUACAUUACUAACUGUGCUACUUUUCAAAAUGUGAGUUGAAAUUGUUAAAGGCUUUUAAAUAUUUAUUUUACGUAUUGUUGGUGUAUUUUACAUUCCGAGUUAAUUACCACUUCCUUUACGAAACAGGGUUUUGUGAAAACAUAUUUAUUAAUUUUCCUAUAUUACAAAAAUAUGAAACUCGGAAAAUGUAUAAAUAAAUCCCAAUUCCAUUCAGGAUUAGUUGCAUCUCUUCUCUCAUCUUUUCUAAGAUUUCUUCAACUUUCCCCUCAAAAUACGAAAAAUAAACGAUAAACUCAAUUCGUAUUAAACGGUUAAUCAUUUGAGUAAGUUCGGUCAUUGUUUAGUAUUCUAUUACUAAGGACGCCUAUCUUCAAAGACACCCAAAUACUUUCUGCAAUUCCACAUUGUGCUGUUACACAGAAAAGCUACAGACCAGAAACAUCUUUGAUGGAGCAAGGAUUAUAAACCCGGAAAAUUUUACUCUAGUCAUGCAUAUGGUUCGGUGGCACCCGUUGCCUGCUUAAUUUACCACCCACAAGCCGCUGACUAGAUACAAACCUAGUCAAACAUCAGUAAUGGUUGGAAGGUGGGGCGUGACCCAAGCCGUACUAUGUGGAGGCUCCUCUCACUACGGACCUCAAUCAUUAAUGGUGUAAAAACUUAUAAAUCAUCUUAUCUUAUCAAUCUUAUAAAUCAUAAAUGAAUUCAUUUUGGUAUUUCCUUAUGUAGGAAUAUGUACUAUCUCCAGUUUUUCAAAUUCAUUAUGAAGAAAUAGUGAACAAAGAAAUACAUGUGCAAAAAAACCCGCUUUGAGUAAGGUACCAAAAUUGGAGACAAAACAAAAAUUGUUUAGAUCCUUUAAAUUGUUUCAGAUAAUGUUAUAUAGAAAUUUCUCCAAAAUAUUUUGUUUUUUGAAGUGCGAGUUUACCUUGAUUUAGAAAUUUAAAAAAAAAAUGUAUAACUAAAUGGUAUGAGUUUAGUCAGUGGGAACGAAAAUCAAAUAGAGAUUAGUUCAGUUUUCAAUCUCAGAAAAGUUUGAGAUGAAAAUUUUUGAAUAAGUGGAAAAGAAGACAAAAUAAAAAAUGAAAAAAAUAUUCUUCAAAAAUGAUUGGAGAAAUGAUAGUCUUGUAUUUUAAACAGCAGGGGAUUUUAUUAAUAGUAAUAAUUUAAUAUUUUCUUUAAAUUAAAAACUUUUUUAUGUUAAAAAAGUCUGCGAAACAAAAAAAAAAAAAACAAAAAAAGGAAGAAUCGUUCAUGUUCAACCAUUCAUUCUAUCAGCUACUUUGGUACUUUAGACAAUCUGCUAUUAAUAGUCAUUCUGAAAGUUAUUAAAUGUUAAAAAAAGGUGCCUUAAAAUUCUAAACAUUAAUGCAUAUAAUAUUGAGCAAUGAUAUGCGUUCAUGGGAACAAAUAUUAGCAAACAGUUUAGUAAACAUUCAAAAGAGAAGAAAAAUAAAAACAGUACAUCAAUUGUAUUUUCCUGCUUAAUGGUGAUACGUAUAAAAUAUAUAGAUGUUGCAAUUUAAAAGUUUAUUGAUCUGCUGAUGCCUGCAGAUUAAGUAAUAUUACAUAGUAAUGUCCGUCUUGCAUCCACGCUCUAAGUAUUUCAUUGUUCUUUAUUUUGAAUUGAAUCAUGUAAGUAGGUAGGUAGCGCGAUAAAUUACAGUAAGAGCUAAUAGAAUUUUUUAAAAUAUAUGCAUAAGAAUGUUCAAAAUACCUACAGACCAAUACAAAUAAAAUGUAUAAUUCUUUAAUUUUUAAAAACUAAAUAAAUUCCGUAAAAGUCAAGCUCUUAAUGAAUAAAUUAAAAGAAAUAAAAUUUCAAAAUUAUAUUUUUAAUGAAUUCCAGUUAAGUAUUUUCUUGUGUCAUGUGAAAUUAUAUAGCUAAGAUAUAAUAGAUUUAUACGCUUUACUUUAAUCCUUUACCCUUAAUCCUGAAACAGUAUUGCGUAUUUCCAUCCAAAUAAAUAUAUUAUUAAGACUCAGAAAUAAGUUUUCGGAUAGUUAAUUUCAUUUUGAUCACUUGAAACAUAUUUAUUUUGUUCACAUUGAUUCUAUCAGUAUGACUUGAAAAUGACUCGUAUAUUUCACACAUUUUUACAGUAUGUACUUACUGAAAUUCAGCAUCUGCACUUUUAAGCAUGUAUACUAUUAAUGCACUGCUCUUAACCAAAAUCAUCUUGCAAUAAACUUUUAAAAUGCAAAAUUUUCAAAGUGCUUGUUUUCACGAAAUGCAAUUAAACACACAUCAAUUAAAAUAAAUUUUAAAAUAACAAAACGUUACCUAAAAUAAAUAUUUCAUCAAAAAUAACAUUCAAGCAAUUGUAAAAGAAGCAGUCGAAAACUUUGUACAGUGAAUUGAGUAAAAAUACGACAACA
Messenger RNA from Uloborus diversus, 5772 nucleotides. RefSeq names its product alpha-2C adrenergic receptor-like. The transcript is spliced from 3 exons. Gene Ontology annotation, molecular function: G protein-coupled amine receptor activity. The record is from RefSeq and is a predicted model, not a curated record. The coding region runs from base 180 to 2111 and encodes 643 amino acids. Gene Ontology annotation, cellular component: membrane. Gene Ontology annotation, biological process: adenylate cyclase-activating adrenergic receptor signaling pathway. Lineage: Eukaryota; Metazoa; Arthropoda; Arachnida; Araneae; Uloboridae.